Molecule: messenger RNA, 3802 nt
Organism: Rubroshorea leprosula
Lineage: Eukaryota; Viridiplantae; Streptophyta; Magnoliopsida; Malvales; Dipterocarpaceae
Source: the annotation of a GenBank genome assembly
AUCUUCCAAUACAUGACGCUAACACCAAGUUUCUUAAAAAUAUCUCCUCUAAAAAUCUAGGUUUUCCCAAAUGACAAACCUUCUGAUCCCAUCCUAACAAAUCCCUAUUUUUCUCUCCAAUUUCUGGUUUUUUUUGUUCUCUCUGGUUCCUUAAAUUCGUUCUGUCUCAGAAACACACAUUGUGAUUUUGCAAAUUUGUGGCGUUUGGUUCGAAUUGGUUCUGCUUUUGAAAAAGUGUGAUUUCUCUGUGUGUGAGGGGGGGAUUUUGUUGUGUAACUGGAAAUUUCUAAAAUAAGGUUUUCGGUUGUAAAGAUUUGUGAUAUCUGUGGAUUGAAUUGAUGGCUACAGCGGCUGAAGAAGAGGUGGAGUAUGAGAGUGAUCCAGAGGAGUCGAAGCGCUCCUUGGCUAUGCGUAGGCGAGAGGCAGCGAGUGAUGAUGAAGAAGGAGACGCGAAGGAUGAUAGGCCAAGAAUGGAUCGGAGAGCGGGAGUCAACUCUGAUGAAUCCGAUGGACAGGGUGGUGCGGCAGAAUACGAUUAUGAGGACGAAUUGGGAGUAGAAGACGAAGAGGAAGAAUAUUCGGAGGAAGAGGAAGAAGAAAUUGUUGAGGAACCUGUGGAAGAAGAGGGUGAAGGAGACGUACAGAGGAAUGGGGAGAGAGUUGUCAAAGGUUCAAUGAUGGCCACAGUGUUGAAUGAAACAGUGGUAGAUGGUAAGAGGAAUGUGGAAGACGUGCCAGAGAGUCAUGAGGGAAGUCAUGUUGGUGAGGAAGAAGAGGAGGAGGAGAAGAAGGAGAAUGAACCGUUUGCUGUGCCAACUGCAGGGGCGUUUUACAUGCAUGAUGACAGGUUUAGGGACAAUGCUCGUGGUCGGAAUAGGCGUACACAUUUGGGAAGAAAGCUGUGGGAAUCUAAAGAUGAUAGGAAAUGGGGUCAUGACAAGUUUGAGGAGAUGACUCUGCGGGAAAAGCACUAUGAUGAGGGAAAGAGGUCUUCAAGAGGUCGUCAUCGAGCUUAUAGUAGAAAUCAGGGUGCAGAUCGUGGCUAUUCAAGGGGAAGUAGGUCUAAAUCAUUGAACAAAAAUAACAACCAGAGCCAGGCUUCUAAAGUUGUCCGAGGGAGAGGGCCUAGGAGGUAUGAACUUGCUUGGAAGAUGGGCAGUCAGGCACUUCCAACACAGAGCAAACGAUCUGGGAAGGCUCUUGAGAAGACAUUUCAGCCUAAUCCAACUAGAACUUUCCCACCUUCAACAAAUGUAGAGUCUGCAUCAGUUCCUGCUAGAAAACAUGUCGCAUCAAGCUUGAAUUCUGCUUCCCCUCCCUUUUUUCCAUCGGGUUCUCUCAACAAAGACAUUACUUUGACUCAGAAAAAGGAUAUGCAAGCUGUAACUGUGAGUAGGAAUCAAGAGAAUUUUCCUACAUCACAAACGAAUGCUCUACGAGGGAAGAAUAUAGUUGAUUCUGUUGGCAUAGAGAAGCUUCAUAUAGAUGAUUCCAAUACAUCAACUACUGGGAAGACAUCAACCAAUCUGCAAAUGUUACCCUCUGGAUCAUCAUUUAGUUCCAGUCAAGUCUCUCGGACCAGGACUCAAGGCAGUGGUUUGGCUAUCCCAGGACAGAUGGCUUAUGUGCCAGCUUCAACCCAGAACAAAGUCAACAGGGUUUCUCCAUCUACACAGCUCCAUGCUGUUCAAAGAAGUUCUUCUCGGAGCAGGGGCCAAUCAUCUGUUCAAGCCUCUCCUCAGCAAGUGGGCCAAACAUCCUCUCCAUCUAAAACAGGAAUGUCAGUUAAUUCUAAUGAACCUGGAGAAGAGAAACCUUCUUCAGAAAGCAGUAAUUUUAAAGGUGCAUUGGUUGGGAAGGGAAAAGGCACCAUCCAAGGGGCUGGCAGGGGCUCGUUUUUAUAUGGUGGGGCCCAGGUUAUGGGAGCCACAGGGAGUAUGGCUGUUAGCCAUGGAGAUCAAAGCUUUCCUGCCUUUUUGCCAGUUAUGCAAUUUGGGGGUCAGCAUCCUGGUGGCAUUGGGGUUCCUGCUGUUGGCAUGGCAUUCCCAGGAUAUGUUACCCAACCACAACUUGGUUUGGGUAAUUCUGAGAUGACAUGGCUACCAGUACCAGUAUUGACAGGUGCGGCUGGGUCUUUAGGGCCAACAUAUUGUUCACCUUAUAUUUCUGUAGAUGGGGCUUAUAAUACUCACACAUCAGUGUUGACAUCUUCAAUGAGCUCCUCAAGCAAAGAAAAUAAUCCAAACAAAUCAAAUAACGGAUGGGAUCCUUCACAAAAACCAGAGCUUGCUAGUGAUGAAUUUGGACGGCAAAAUAACCCAAAUAAGCAGCCUCGCAGAUACUCGGAAAUGAGCUUCAGCAAGUAAUUUACUUAGUUAAGAUGGACCCUGUCAAAAUAAGCUGAUGAAGGCCUUUCUUCUUGGCCCUUUGUGAUCCAACCUUUGUCUUGGAGCACUUUGGGCUGCAAUAUGUUCCAGGAUAUUGUAGGUAACUGCCCUUAGUCCCCUCAGUCAAAAUGUAAAAUUGAUUUUUCUUAUAUAUUUUGAAUUUCUCUUUUUCUACCUAUUUUGAGGAAAGUACAAAUUUCUUCUGUUAAUCCCUCUUGCGUUAUAAUGGAGAUAUUUUUUAAGACACGAAUCAGUGUAUCUAAACCAUACCCCACCCCUUAUCUCCCUUAACAUGAUGUGUUCAUUUAGCAUUCAAGAGGUAUGGUUAUGAAACAAUAGCCUACAAUAUGGUCUAAUCUCUUAGAGAUUGAAGCUCUGCACUUUAUGUGAGCCCUAUAUGCAAGACAAGCGGCAUUUUGUGUAUCUAAAGUAGUUCAAUUAAAAUUCACCAUGUUCCUUCUAACCCUUUUUGUUCUGGCAGUUGUUAUAUGGCAAAUGUCUGCUCUUGCUACAGUCGAUUUAUGAAUGUUUAUUGUGGUUUGACAGGGGCCACUCCCUUGUUUAAACAUGCGGUUUUCCUUUGGGGUUGAUCUUUUAAUGAACAAAGAAGUAAUAUGCAGCAGUUGUGCGCUCAGUUGAUCAAGGAUUUUAUUGUGUUUACUAGAGUGCUGUGGUGACUUUAUGGUUGAUCAAUUAAUCUUGUUGGAUCUUGCUUGAUAUUUUUCUUAUUUAGUAGAGUGCUGAGUUGUGUGCUGUGCAUCUGAAAUCAAUGAUUUUUUUCUUGCUUGUAAGAAAAAAAGUAUAUUGCAGAAAUCUCUUCUAGGAGUUACAUGUUUGUUCUUUCAGCUUCUAACUUAUUUUAAAAGCUAAAUCACCUUUUAAAAAAGCCAAAUGAAUUUUCUUUUCUUUUUCUUUUUCUUUUUUUUUGGAGAAAUUCUUUUAAAAGAAAAACUAGCAAAACAAACUGUUCGAUUGAAAAGUUGUAAGAAGAAAUUUGUAGGAGGUAUCUUACAUGUGCAGGGGUAAACAUUGGGGGGUGUGAGUGCCAGACAACCAACAUCUCUUGUUAGGGAUCCACUAGGCUUUUCUGAAGAAUAUCAAAUGCAAAUUUAUUAUUUAACAUUGGGUAAACAUGCAUGGCGUCAAGCUUAACAUUGACAGGUCAAAGUCCAAGAGGAAUCCUACCUCCACCUUUGGAUACGUUGUUCACAACCAUGAUGGAUUAAUUGAUGGGGGUGGUGGGUAUCUAGAAGGAGACUAUGAAGAAGAUAAAAAAUUUAGGUAAAAAUUUAACAUAGCAAAUGAAUACUAAUUUAAAUUUUUUAUCAAGUGAACUAGCAAACAAGAACUAUAUAUAGGAAAGGGAAAAUUUUUAACAGACAUUUGUUUUUUAAAAAUCAAAAAUUUAAAUUAGA